GAACGCAGGUCGUCCGCGGCGAAGCAUCUGCGGGUGGCGCCGCCGCAGGGAUCGCGCAGCAAGUGUCCGUCGAUGCCGAGGUGCAGUCUGCGUUGCGCAUCGCCCAGGAGGUCGCCGCUGCGGCCGCGGACGGGGCUGGGGGCGUUCCAGGAGCCACCGGAGUGCCAGCGCCGCCUCCGGAGCGCCGCCUCCGUCAGUGGCGCGCCCCCUGCGUCGCGCGCGGAGGGCUGCGGACCGGCUCCCGAGCGAAACGCAUGGAGGCAAGCCAGGGCUCGCGCCUCGCGCGGGCACAGCGUGCACCACUGGCAGUGGAUAUACCUUCGCGCCGCAUGCGCCACGGCAAGCACUGCGCCUCGAUCCAGCAGCGGCAGCCCCGCCUGAGCCAGCUGCGUGGCGCGGAGGCGCAGGGCGCUGCCGGGGCCGCGGCGCCGUCGCCACUGGCUGCGGUGCUCGAUGUCGGCACUGGCCCUUCAGCUUCGCAGCGGACCCAGCCCGUCGCGCUGCCCGACCUCCUUGCUGCUCCUCUGGCGUCUGCCAGCUGCCCUCCCCCGCGCCCGCGCAUCUGGGCGCCGAGGUCGCUCGAGCAGCAGGUGGGCGGUGUUUUUAGUGCGCUGAUUCGCCAGGCAGCGGAGCGCGCGGGCGCGGGGCUCGGGGGCAGCGCGGUCGAGCCGCACCAUUGUUUAUGCCGCGCGGCUCCGCAGCUGUUGCUCAGGGCCGCCCCAGAGGAUUCCGCGCAGGAGCGCCCCGGCGCGCAAGCCCUCGGUGCGGCCAGCUCUCUUGCAGUCUGGUCCAGGACCUGCUUGUUGAGCUCGAGGCCGAUCGCUCGCGGGCAGCGCCCGGCCCGCCGGCAGCCGCAGCGCAGGCCGGUCGUCACACCGCGCCUCGCGGGGCAGCAGGCUGCAGCCAUCAAGCCUGCGGCCAGGCGCGGCCCUGGCGGAUGGAGGAACGGCCGCAUCUCGUUCGCGCAUUCCGAUCCUGAUGGGCCGCGCACGCUUGCAGCGCGGUGCUCCGCGAAGUCCCCGGGCAUCAUGCGCCCCUGGGUGGCCUCUCUGUGGUCGGACGCUCUGUCGCGGCCGUUCUUCAAGGAUGACCUGCGCCAAAAAGUGCGGCCAGCGCUUCGGGGCGAGGCGCUCCAGGAGUUCGCCAUCGGGGCGUCUGUGCCCGACGCCGUGGGCGAGCGGCAAUUUGGCGCUGGCAGGUCUGCAGGCGCGGCUGCUGAAAUCGGACAGGUCCGGGCGGCUGCUGGGGCGCGCCCGAACGGGGCGCUGAUCGGCUUGGACAUCGCGAAUGCGCCGGGGCAGGCGCAGUGGGCCGACGCUCUGCUUGCAGCGGCGGCCAAAGCACCGAAGCUCGCAGUUCUCAUGGUUGUCGCGCUAUGGGCCGGGGAGGUCCAGGUGUUCCUGCAGGGCGCCGUAGGGGCUGGACGGCGCCAGUUCGUCGUCUACGACAGCCAUGCCCAGGGGGGCCCUGGCGGCCAUCAGGCGCUCUGCAUUGUCAUCGCCGCUGUCUUGGAGGUGCCCCAGCCCGUGGCGCGCGCUCUCCUCGAGGUCCUCGCGGGCGCGGCUGCCGCCUGGAACCUGCCCCUGCAGCUCGCGAAGUGCACGUCCCACAGUCCAGCUCUGGCCAGCGAGAGCCUCGAGGCGCGCGGUGACAUGGCGACGCCACUCUGCGCGAGCACUGCGAACGCCCUCCCCCGGCACGCAGCCGAGCGCCUGGACAAGGCGCGCCGCCUCGCCAACCUCAUCGCGGAGAUGGUCCAGUUCGCGCCGCCGGCCGCCGCGAAGCAGGCUGGCUUCGCGCAGCGCCGCGGCGCGGCCGCGCACGCGCUGGGCUGCGACGCGGGAGUUCUACCCUGCAGCAUCUUGCUGCCGCGCGCCCGCGCCCUGGAUCAGCGCGCCUCGCAGGUGGGCUUGCCAGUGAGGUUCGCGGGCCUGCAGGUCGACGUGCCGUCGCACAUCGUCCUUCUGGCGCGCGUCGCCCGGCCUGUGGAGGGCGGGCCUGCGGACUGGGCUGCCGUCGCUUCCUGGGUGACCGGGGGGUCCGGCGAUGCCGCGGCGCCCGAGGAGGGCCGGCGCUGGGGCGGCGUCGACGGCGCCAUCUCGGAGGGCGUCCCGGGCACGUUGCAGGAGCGCAGGGCCACCGCGCAUGCGGGGCGCGGCCGGCCGAGCGCCCGGGCGGGCGCUGCCGUCGCUGACCCCGUCCGUCCAGCGGCUCUGGAUCGCCGCCUGCGUAGCGCAUGCCUUCAGCACUCGGCCCGCGCCGGGCACCUUGCGAAGCUGGGCCGCGCGUGGCCCAGAGACGGGGCGCGUCUCUUGAGUGCCGCAGGGCCGUCCGCCGGCACCGCCCUCGCGUCGGAGUCGCCUGCGGCGAGCUUCUGGGCCAGCACAGCGAUCACGCUGUCCGGUGCGGGAGCUUCGGAGGCGUUGCUCGACGCGUGGUGCCGUGGCGUUCCGGAGCUCCUGGAUUGCCUGGUGGACGUCACCGUCCGGCAACCAGUGGCUGACCGCUGCCAGCCAGCUGCGCCCAGGGUCGCCGGCAGCACGGCGCGCGUCGCAGAGCAGGUGAAACGCGACCUGUGCCCGCCGGCGCGCGGCCGCUGCGUCUGGCCAGCGGCCCACGAGACCUUCGGCCGGUUCGGCGAGGGUGCGCGGGCCCUGCUCGCCCGGCGCGCUGCCGCGGUGGCCCGCCGAGCAUGCCGCCGCGGCCGCCUGCCGGGCAACUGCCUGCGCCGCUGGCGCGCGCAGCUGGACGCGGCGCUUCUGCGCGGCGUCGCCGCGCAACUGCUCGCCGCUCGGCGCGGCGCGCCGCGCCACGCGCGGCGGCGAGCGCCGCCGGCGGACGCGCGCUUGCUGGAAGCGCGGGGCAGCUGA
Molecule: messenger RNA, 2870 nt
Organism: Prorocentrum cordatum
Lineage: Eukaryota; Dinophyceae; Prorocentrales; Prorocentraceae
Source: the annotation of a GenBank genome assembly